Penicillium vulpinum is the source of this 1467-nucleotide messenger RNA. Its product is annotated as putative flavin-containing amine oxidase. Gene Ontology annotation, molecular function: oxidoreductase activity. The transcript has a single exon. Lineage: Eukaryota; Fungi; Ascomycota; Eurotiomycetes; Eurotiales; Aspergillaceae. The record is from RefSeq and is a predicted model, not a curated record. The coding region runs from base 1 to 1467 and encodes 488 amino acids.
AUGCCGCUGGUUCGUUAUAGAUUAUCCUUCAGUGCAGUGCACCUAUUACUGCUAGCAGUUCCCCUUUGCCAUGGACUGGUUCCAGAACCCUCCCGCGAAGUCGACGUCGCCAUCAUCGGCGCUGGCCUAUCCGGACUCUCCACUGCCAAACAGCUCGCAGCAGCCAACAAAUCCUUUGCUAUAUUAGAAGCACGAGACCGAGUCGGUGGUCGCGUGCUCAAUGUCAACCCUCCAGGGAAGAGUGCCCAAGAGCUAGGCGCCGCAUACGUUGGACCAACACAAAACCGUGUCCUAGCCCUCGCAGACGAACUCGGUCUACCAACCUACAAGACAUACACGUCAGGAAACUCAACCUUCUAUCGAAACGGCACAGCGCGUCAUUAUCAAGACAGCCUGGGCGGUAUUCCUCUCGUGGGAAUAGACUCCCUUGUCGAGCUUGCAUCCUUCAUGGACGAGAUCAAUAACCUGGCGAGCAAAGUCGACCUGGAAGCCCCAUGGAACACCCCGAAUGCCUCGGCACUAGAUUCAAUGACCCUAGAAACAUACGUGAACUCUCGAAUAUCCACUUCCGACGCACGCGUCCUCCUUGAUGUUGCCAUUCCAGCCAUCCUGUCGACCGAAUUAAACGAGCCAUCUCUACUAUAUUCAAUGUGGUGUAUAGCCGCUGCUGGAAAUCAAACUGGGCCUGGGACUAUCAACCGUCUUAUUGGAGUCGAUGGGGGCGCACAGGAUAGUCGGGUGAGCGGUGGAACACAGUUACUAGCAACACUACUCGCCGAGAAACUCGGUUCGCAAAACAUCCACCUCAACACACCUGUGCGCAGAGUGCAGCUCAAAGAUUCACGCUAUCUAGUCUCUUCAGAUGAACUCACGAUCUCAGCCCAAUAUGUCGUCGUCGCCAUGUCCCCGCCUCUAGCAAACCGUAUCAUAUUCAAUCCCCUACUCCCUGCUGGACGAGACCAGUUGAACCAGCGCAUGCCUAUGGGGGCAUUGGGCAAAGCCAUUGUGAUCUUCCCAAGUGCCUGGUGGCGGAGCGAGGGGCUCAACGCAGCAGGUGUUAGUGACACCGGGUCGAUCCGAGUGACAUACGACAACUCGCCUGCGGAUGGAUCGUUUGGAGCGAUAAUGGGUUUCAUUGAGGCGGACGAGAUGCGCAAGCUAGAUGCUGUGAGCGAAGACGAGGCCAAGCGCCAAGUCAAGCAAGGUUUUUCUAAUCUCUUUGGUCCACGCGUUGAAACUGCUACAGAUGUCCUUAUUCAGCGGUGGGAUCUUGAAGAGUUCUCACGUGGUGGCCCUAGUGCUUUCAUGCCUCCGGCUGUUUUGACACAGUAUGGGUCUUAUUUGCGUGCUCCAGUUGGGAGGAUCCAUUUCGCUGGAACUGAGACUUCGCUAAGGUGGAUUGGGUACAUGGAUGGGGCUAUUAGUUCAGGUGAACGGGUUGCUGGGGAGAUAUUGAAGAAUUGGUGA